Trichoderma citrinoviride is the source of this 1837-nucleotide messenger RNA. RefSeq lists its product as hypothetical. NCBI's taxonomy places the organism in Eukaryota, Fungi, Ascomycota, Sordariomycetes, Hypocreales, Hypocreaceae. Gene Ontology annotation, biological process: steroid metabolic process. The record is from RefSeq and is a predicted model, not a curated record. The coding region runs from base 1 to 1611 and encodes 536 amino acids. Gene Ontology annotation, molecular function: FAD binding; Delta24(24-1) sterol reductase activity. Gene Ontology annotation, cellular component: cytoplasm; membrane. The transcript has 2 exons.
AUGGAAGCAUCCCCAGCCAUGGAGGCCCACGACAAGGCCGUCUCCGCCAUCUCCUCCCGCGUCAAGCACUUCCACCACCUGCAGAAGCCCUUCCGCAUCUACCACGGCGCCACAAACAGCACGCGCCGCUCCCACCGCAGCGCGGACAACACCAUCGACACCAGCCAGCUGAGCCACGUCCUCUCCGUCGACCCGGCCGCCAAGACGGCCGUCGUCGAGCCCAACGUGCCCAUGGACGUCCUCGUCCGCGAGACGCUGCUGCCCCACGGCCUCGUCCCGCCGGUGGUCAUGGAGCUCCCCGGCAUCACCGUCGGCGGCGGCUUCUCGGGCACCUCGGGCGAGAGCAGCUCGUUCCGCCACGGCGCCUUCGACGCCAACAUCAACUGGAUCGAGAUUGUGCUGCCCGACGGCGCGGUGGCGCGCGCGUCCAAGGCGGAGCGGCCGGACCUCUUCUGGGGCGCGGCGUCGGCGUUUGGCACGCUGGGCGUGGUGACGCUGCUCGAGGUGCAGCUCAAGGAGGCCAAGGAGUACGUGAGGCUCGAGUAUUCGCUCGCGAGGGGCGCGCAGGACAUGCUGGACAAGAUCCGGGAGGCGUGCGCGGUGGAGGACAACGACUAUGUGGACGCCAUCGUGUUUGCGAUGGACACGGCGGUUGUUUGUACGGGGCAGCUGGCGGAUCAGGUGCCGCAGGGGACGAAGCCGGUGGGCUUCCUCAGCCGGAGCGACCCCUGGUUCUACACCCGGGCAAGGGACGUCGUGAAGCAGCUCAAGAGGACGGCGGCAAAGGGAGGAGGAGGAGACGAGAGCAAGUCAGCGAUUGUGACGGACUUUGUCCCGCUGCAGGACUACCUCUUCCGCUAUGACCGCGGCGGCUUCUGGACCGCCGUGUACGCCUACCGAUACUUCCUCACGCCGUUUAACCGCAUCACGAGAUACAUCCUCGACCCCUUCAUGCACGCCCGCGUCAUGUACCGCGCCGUGCACAAGAGCGGCCUCGCGGACUACUACAUGGUGCAGGACGUCGGCGUGCCGUACGACAGGGUCGUCGAGUUCCAGGCCUGGCUGGACAAGGAGCUGCACAUCUACCCGCUCUGGAUCUGCCCGCUGCGCAUCCGCCGCGACGACCCCGACUCGGGCCACGGGCUGCACUCGGAGUUUGCGCGGCCGGACGCGCCCGACCUGAUGAACUUUGGGGUCUGGGGCGGCGUCAAGGGCAGUCGAAGGGAGGUCGUUGAGAAGAACCGCGCGCUGGAGCGCAAGGUGCAAGAGUUGGGGGGCAAGAAGUGGCUGUACGCGCACGCGUACUACACGGAGGACGAGUUCUGGUCGCACUACGACAGGAGCUCGUACGAUGCGCUGAGGAAAAAGUACGGGGCCGAGUACCUGCCGAGCGUGUACGACAAGGUCAAGGUGGACGUGGAGGGCGAGGAGAGGGCGCGGAACGCGACGUGGAGGACGAGGUGCAGGGCGCGGCUCGGGGAUCUCUGGCCGUUGGCGGGACUGAGGGGGUUUUAUAGCGCGGUGAAGGGGGGCGAUUAUCUGUUGCAGAAGAAGAGGAGAGGGGGCGAGGAGGUUGUGAGGGAUGAGGUGGAGGUCGGGAAGAGGGAGUGAUUGGGGAUGUGUUGAGUUGUUAUGAUACCCGAGUCUCACUUGGCCAGCCCCGGACAGAGCAGACACUCCUCCCGCUCAGUCAUGUCGAAAGCCGCCCAUCUCCGUCUUGUUCCUGCCGCUCAUCUCGCCGAGCGUCUUGUCGCGCUGCUGCCGCGCCUCGUCGGGGUUCUUGUAGAUCCAGUUGUAGCCGACGAGCACGGCCAGGGCGGCGCCGCCAAUGACCAUC